This is a messenger RNA of Pediculus humanus corporis (human body louse), 1041 nucleotides long. RefSeq names its product Fructose-1,6-bisphosphatase, putative. Gene Ontology annotation, cellular component: cytoplasm; cytosol. Gene Ontology annotation, molecular function: fructose 1,6-bisphosphate 1-phosphatase activity. Gene Ontology annotation, biological process: fructose 1,6-bisphosphate metabolic process; sucrose biosynthetic process; fructose 6-phosphate metabolic process. Bases 1 to 1041 code for a protein of 346 amino acids. The transcript has 5 exons. The record is from RefSeq and is a predicted model, not a curated record. Lineage: Eukaryota; Metazoa; Arthropoda; Insecta; Psocodea; Pediculidae.
AUGGCGGAAAACGGACAACAGUUCGAUUCGAAUUGCAUGACUUUAACGCGUUUCGUUUUGGCCGAACAGAAAAAAUACAAACAUGCCAUCGGUGAUUUGACUCAGCUUUUAACGAGCAUACAAACGGCUAUAAAAGCCGUGAGCACGGCCGUUAGAAAAGCCGGCAUUGCUAAAUUAUACGGAAUAGCAGCAACUGCAACAAACGUUCAGGGUGAAAAAGUUCAAAAACUCGACGUCCUUUCCAAUGAACUUUUCAUUAACAUGAUGAAAUCAUCUUAUACGACUUGUUUGAUGGUGAGCGAAGAAAACGAAACCGUUAUCGAAGUGGAAAAAGACAAACAGGGAAAAUACGUCGUUUGUUUUGAUCCCUUGGAUGGUUCUUCCAAUAUCGAUUGUUUGGUCAGCGUCGGUUCUAUUUUUGCCAUUUACAGAAAAGAACACGACGGUUUUGCCACGGAAUCCGAUGCUUUAAAACCUGGAAAAUCAUUGGUCGCAGCUGGAUAUGCACUUUACGGUUCGGCAACCAUGAUGGUUUUAUCUUGCGGAGCCGGAGUUAACGGUUUCACACUUGAUCCGGCAAUCGGAGAAUUCGUUUUAACCGAGCCUAACAUGAAAAUACCAUCUAGAGGAAAAAUCUACAGCAUAAACGAGGGUUACACGUAUUUAUGGGACGAUUGCAUACGCGAAUACGUUUCGGAAAAGAAAAAAUUAAAAAAUGGUGGCAAACCCUACGGUUUGAGAUAUGUCGGUUCCAUGGUCGCCGACGUUCACAGAACUCUUAAAUACGGUGGAAUAUUCAUGUACCCAUCGAGUACCGAUGCUCCGAACGGAAAGUUGAGACUCUUAUACGAAUGCAAUCCGAUGGCUUUUAUCAUAACCCAAGCUGGCGGAUUGGCGAGUGACGGUUUCAAAAACAUAUUGGAUAUACAACCCAAGAAAAUCCAUCAGAGAAGUCCCAUUUUUCUCGGUUCGAAAGAUGACGUAGAAGAUAUUUUAAACAUAAUUAAAAAACAUGGCAAAUGUUAUGACGUAGUUGUGUAG